GCCCCCCCUCAGCUCCCCGCUCCAUCGUGAGCCAGAUCAACGACACCAUGGUGACUCUGGAAUGGAGCGAGCCGCUGGAGCGAGGCGGACGAGGAGACCUGACCUACAGAGUCCUGUGCUCCAGCUGUGGAUCCGCCUCAGCCACCAAGGGAUUGGUUGGUUCCUGUUCUCCGUGUGAUGACAGCGUCCUGUACCGCCCAACUCAGCGCGGUCUGACUCAGCGGCGUGUCGUCGUCUGGGGACUCCACCCAUACACUAAGUACACUUUCACCGUCCAAUCGCUGAACGGCGUCUCUGCUCUCAGCCAAUCAGAGCCGGCCUCGGACAGAGUCAACAUCACCACCAGCAGAGACGUUCCUGCUCCAGUGUCUGGCCUGAGGAGGACGGCGUCCUCAGAGAACAGUCUGACGUUAGAGUGGAACGUUCCGGUUCUUCAGAAUCAGUACCACAUCCUGGACUACCAGCUCCGCUACAGUCCCAAG
Paralichthys olivaceus (Japanese flounder) is the source of this 482-nucleotide messenger RNA. The record is from RefSeq and is a predicted model, not a curated record. NCBI's taxonomy places the organism in Eukaryota, Metazoa, Chordata, Actinopteri, Pleuronectiformes, Paralichthyidae.